GGGGUGCAGGGGCCCCUUCGGAUCACUACAUCUGUAUCUUUGGGCUGCUCUGGCCCUCCGCUGAGCUCACUCUCGAUUUAAAUCCUCUUUGGAAGUCGAUCCCAUCCAGAUUCACAUCCAGACAAGCGUCCCAGCCUCUGGGGCCUCUGAAUUCUCCUCUGCUGUGUCAGAUGCAGAGGGGAGACAUGAUCGUUUCUCAGCUCCACCGCCCCCUCCGCAUGGCCCCUGCUGCCCAAGUUCCCCUUCUGUGGUGACCACAGCUCUGUCACCCACGGCUUCCUGUUGGGGCUUCCUUGGCCUCACCCCCCAGUGUGGGCCAUUUCCUUCCCCCAGAGGGACCUGAACCCGGGCUCCUGCCCUGGCCGGUGCAGACAUGGUGUCCCUGCUGCUGCUGCCCCUGCUCUGGGGGGGGUCCCUGCAGGAGGAUCCAGGGUUCGAGCUCCGAGUGCAGGACUCGGUGACGGUGCAGGAGGGUCUGUGUGUCCAGGUGUCCUGCUCCUUCUCCUACCCCUGGAGCUCGUGGCCUUCCACUGGGAUGCCCUACAUGAACUGGUUCCGGGUUGGGGACAGCUCAUACAAACGUUAUCCUGUGGCUACAAACGACCGAAGGAAAACGGUGAAGACAGAGACCCAGGGCCGAUUCCACCUCGUUGGGAACUCCUGGGACAACAACUGCUCCCUGAGAAUCAGAGAGGCCAGGAGGAGUGACCAGGCAGUCUACGAGUUCCAAGUGGAUACAGGAGACUACAGGAAAUAUACUUACAGAGAUAAGCAGCUGGCCCUGCAGGUGACAGCCCUGACACAGAAACCCGACAUCCACUUUCUGGAGCCCCUCAAGUCUGGCCAUCCCACAAACCUGACCUGCAGUCUGCUGGGAUCCUGCGAAGAAGAAAGAUCUCUCACCUUCUUCUCCUGGGUGGGGGGUGCUCUUGACUCACUGGACCCCCGGACCCUCAGGUCCUCGGUGCUGACCCUCACCCCGAGGCCGCGGGACCACGGCAACAACCUCACCUGUCAGGUGCAGCUGUCAGGAACUCAGGGCACCGUGGAGAGAACCAUCAGUCUCAAUGUCUCCUAUGCUCCCCGGAACCUCACCAUCAGUGACUCCAGGGAUGUUGUAGCCCCGAAGAUUCUGGAAAACACCUCAUCCAUUCUCAUCCGGGAGGGACAGGCUCUGCAGCUGCACUGUGCUGCUGACAGCAACCCCCCUGCCGAGCUGAGCUGGUUCUGGGGGUCCCCCGCCCUGAAUGCCACCCCCACCUGCAAGAGUCCAAUCCUGGACCUGCCUCAAGUAGGGGCUGAGGAGGAAGGAGACCUCACCUGCCAAGCUCAGAACUGGCUGGGCUCUCAGCACAUCUCCCUGCAUCUCUCCGUGCUCUACCCCCCGCGGCUGCUCCCCCCCUCCUGCUCCUGGGAGGGCGAGGGGCUGCACUGCCACUGCUCCUCUCAAGCCCAGCCCGCCCCCACCCUGCGCUGGCAGCUGGGGGAGGGGCUGCUGGAGGGGAACCACAGCAACGCCUCCUGGACAGUCACCUCCAGCUCUGCGGGGCCCUGGACCAACAGCUCCCUGAGCCUCAGCGGGCCGCUGGGCUCCAGCCUCAGACUCAGCUGCGAGGCCCGGAAUGCACACGGGUCCCAGAGCGCCGCUGUCCUGCUGCUCUCAGGGAAAUCCGCGUUCCCGGCGGGAGCUGUGCCUGCAGCGCUUGGAGGUGCUGGUGCUAUGGCUCUGGUGUCCUUGAGUCUCUGCCUCCUCUUCUUUUGCCUAGUGAAAGCCCGUAGGAAGCAAGCAUCCGGGAGUCGAGAGGGCCUGGAUGAUGAAGACCCUGUCAUGGGUACAGUUGCCUGGGGUUCCAGGAAAAAGCCCUGGCCAGACAGCCCCCCGGCUCAGGAGGCCCCUGCCAGGGACGCCCCUUCCUCAGGGGAGCAACAGGAGCUCCAUUACGCCUCCUUCAGCUUUCAGGAGAUGAAGUCGAGGGAACCUGACGAGGACGCCGCCGGCACCAACGAGUACUCGGAGAUCAAGACCAGCAAAUGAGGAUGGCUUAGCGCUUGGUGCUGGCCUGAGGAAUCGCAGCCCCUGGGGGACAGGAGAAGUCAGGCGCCCAUCGGCGAAGCACGUGGAGCCCUGCGGCAAUAUGAACAGGAAGGACUGGCCGAGUGUCCCCAGGUAGAGCAGACUUGGGCUCCAACGUAGGCUGUCAAGCAAGUCACUGCGUCUCUCCGUGCCUCAGUUUCCCAUUCUGUAAAUCACAGAUCGUGCAUCCUGCCUCAGAGGUGGUCGUGGACAUUAAUUAAUUAACAGGCAGAAAUCAACCAACGAACGUCCCGUCUCACCUGUCUCACCUGCGAUCAGUACCUACUGCUUUCUAUUCUUUGGACAGAAGGGUCCUGCUGGCAAGUUACCCCGAGGCUGGGGGCAACCAGGCCCAGAGCACAGGGUAGCAACCUGCUCGUGUCAUUCUCCUUCCCAGAGCUCUUCAAAGCCCAGGGAAAGACCAGCCCUUCCGCCUGGUGUUUGCUUCAUGAUACAGCAUCUUAUCUCUGUGGAGUCUUCUCCUCGUCCCACGUGUACCUGUCAAUUCUUCCAGCACAUUCCUUCACCUCCUGACCUCCAGUCCCUUCCCUGUCUCAUGGAUGGGCCCCACAGGGAUCUGUCCAACAGCCAGAGAGCUGACCCCAAGUCUCCCAGACAAACCCCUUCAAGGCUCCCUAGCCUUAGACAAUACACCAAGCAUCAGGCGCCCCUAGCUUCCAAAGUCCAUCACAGUCUCCCCGCUAGCUCCUGUUGGAAAAGAAACAACGGGCUCAAAAUGGAGGCACUUGCCCCCACAAGAGCAAACCAAGAUUUACGGUGGUUUCAACCUCUCCCAGAAAUGUGACCCUUAAACAGAGGAUCUGAAAUUUCCUGAUCAUUACUGGUGAGGUCAUCUGCAGGGUAAGAUCUUCCCCCCAAAAGAUGGCCCGAUCUGAAAAAAUCUUCUUUUGUUUUGAUAAAAACUCCCUUGCUGACCGUCUUGCCUAUAAAAACCUUCCACUCCGUGCAACUCCUGUCUCUUUACCAGAAGGGAUGUUACCGGAUUCAGGAGUCUUUGAAUAAAGCCAAUUACAUCCUCAGAU
Molecule: messenger RNA, 3117 nt
Organism: Ailuropoda melanoleuca (giant panda)
Lineage: Eukaryota; Metazoa; Chordata; Mammalia; Carnivora; Ursidae
Gene: SIGLEC5
Product: sialic acid binding Ig like lectin 5
Biological process (GO): cell adhesion
Cellular component (GO): plasma membrane
Molecular function (GO): sialic acid binding
Source: RefSeq, a predicted model, not a curated record